CUUUAUCGAUUAUUCAUUUGUUUUGUUUCAUAAAUUCGCAACAUCUACCAGAGACUAGCCGAUUUUGGUUAAGAAAUAAAUACAAUAGUUUUUAUUGUAUGAGAUUGUGUUUUUUGUAUGGUAAUUACAGGAAUAUUGCGGCAUGGACGAUUCCGGCAGUACUUCAAGUAAAACUGUGCCUCCGUUGAAAAUAAAAAAUGUACGAGCACUACAAACGCUACAUCUCUCGGACGAAUCUGAUACCGGAUCGAAUUCUGAUGAUCAGAACCUCAUGAUUGACGAAGUAUAUGAACUGAACACGUCGGAUGAAACUCAUGAUGAAAUGAUGUUGAUAGUUGACGAGCCACGAUUAAUAAGUGACAACAACGAAGAAGAUGAUUUAACCACCAGGUCCAGUAAAUCUUCCAAUAGACUAUCAAUAACUAGCAGUGAUGAAUGUACCACUAAUUUGCAACCAACUCCUCUCAGUCAGCAAUCAGCCUGUUCCUUCACUCAUAGUUCCAAGGGAAAUCGGCGUAAAAGCCAUCACGUUCCCAAGCAGGUUGGGGAUGUGGUUUUCGAGGAAACCACGAUUCUAACGGUGACGGAUGCCGAACAGACUGCACCAAAUCGAAAUUUGAUGAAGAAUAUCGCGAUGUUAAAAAGCUGUAUUAACUAUGUAUUAGAGCAACAGGAGCUGAAGCCUAUAGCGUUCAAGCAUAAUUUUGAAAAAGCAUCGAAACUUAUAGAGCAAUAUAAUCAAAUUAAGGAAGAUAAACUUGGAACAUAAAA
Malaya genurostris is the source of this 771-nucleotide messenger RNA. RefSeq lists its product as uncharacterized. Bases 143 to 769 code for a protein of 208 amino acids. Lineage: Eukaryota; Metazoa; Arthropoda; Insecta; Diptera; Culicidae. The transcript is spliced from 2 exons. The record is from RefSeq and is a predicted model, not a curated record.